Molecule: messenger RNA, 1464 nt
Organism: Bombina bombina (fire-bellied toad)
Lineage: Eukaryota; Metazoa; Chordata; Amphibia; Anura; Bombinatoridae
Gene: TNFRSF4
Product: TNF receptor superfamily member 4
Exons: 6
Coding region: 4-732 (242 amino acids)
Biological process (GO): inflammatory response
Molecular function (GO): protein binding; tumor necrosis factor receptor activity
Source: RefSeq, a predicted model, not a curated record
CAAAUGGUGGAACGCUGCUCACGGAACUCAAAAACAAAAUGCAAACCUUGCGGUGAUAGAGAGUUCAACCCAAUGUAUACAAAUGAUAAGUGCCGUGACUGCACAGUGUGUGAAACAGGAAGUAUCACAGAGAAGGUCUGUACCAAAACCUCGGAUGCUAUAUGCAGUUGUCCAAAAGGAAGCAUCUCACUGAAUAGCAAAAACACAGCCUGUGUGUGCAAAAUAGGACAUCAAAUCGUAGAAAAAGAAUGUGUUCCUUGCCCACCUGGGUACUUCUCAAAUAAAGAAAAUGGCGUAUGCCGUCCCUGGACUAAUUGCAGCAAUAUAGGAGAAGAACUAAUGGAAAAGGGAUCAUCUACAACAGAUACUAAGUGCAUGAAACUGAAUUCUUUGCCUUCCCAACUCCCACCUAACGCCAUUAAAACAAAAUCACCUGACAAGCGAGCGGUUACAGUUAGUCCCCCACUCUCAUCAACAAUGGACGUUAUUACGACCCACAAAACCACUGUUCCUGGCAAUUCUGUUAACUGGGGAAGCUUGCCUUUGAUUGUAAUUGGUGUAAUCCUGCUGACUGCCUCUGCUGGAAUCAUUCUGAUGAUGGUUAUACAGAUGAAUAAGAAAAAGAAGAACACAAGGUUUGAACGUAAUAGAUGCAGAAUACCAGUACAAGAAGUAAGUUCGAGCUCUGAUCCAAGCCUUGACAAGCAAUAUUCAGCAUUAGACAUUGCCUAGAAAUCCAAGAUGUUUCACGGACAUCAUCUAUAUACCUGCUGGCAUCCAGCAACAAACAUUUGUAUAAAACAAAAACCUCAAAGAACUGGUGUGAUACAUUUGCACUGACACAACAUGAAACACAUUUCCAUAUGUAAGUAAUUAUGUCUUACAAAAGGAUUCCAUUGCAUGCCCUUUACUGAACCAACAAAUAGAAGCAGCAUAAGUUAAAGUAAGAAAAUGCUAACUGUAUUCCACAUGUGCAAAGAUUCAUCAUUCAACUAUAGAGUUAUCUAUGAAAUAAAUAUAUGCAAAAAGGGAGCUCUACGCAUUGAUAACUGAAGUAGAAGAAGGUGGUUUAUUCCUCAUCCAGUAUACAUCAUUGAAGUUUGAUGGUAGUGGCCAACAGAUCUGACGCGUUUUGCACAUGCUCACAUGUGCUACAUCAGAGAUCUGCGACAUACACUGGAAAAGUCACGUGGCUCACUUGCUCAAUAUCAGGGAGCAGUGCAAUGAAGAGCGCCACAGUCCACCUGUAAAUAUAAGAUUAAAUUAAAUACAAUGUUUUGUAAACAAGGAAUUCCAUUAUAGUGGUGAGCAAAUUUAAAAUGAUAUUGAAAAUAAUUAAACAGGUUAUAUGAUACUUGCACUUUUGUUUAGAUACCUCUUGUAAUAACAUCCACGUUUUAAUCAAAGGUUCAAUACAUUUUAAACAUUCAAAAACUAUCAUUAAAACAUUUUUACAUCUUACAA